Messenger RNA from Fomitiporia mediterranea MF3/22, 408 nucleotides. RefSeq lists its product as uncharacterized. The record is from RefSeq and is a predicted model, not a curated record. The transcript is spliced from 3 exons. Lineage: Eukaryota; Fungi; Basidiomycota; Agaricomycetes; Hymenochaetales; Hymenochaetaceae. Bases 1 to 408 code for a protein of 135 amino acids.
AUGGUCAACCCUAUACUUGUACCAUUUCUCGGAUGUCAGAGCGGACUUGUUGGCUACAAUGCACACACCACAAUACCUUGCUUUAUUGUAAUCAUUGUGUACGACACAGUGAUAUUCAGUUUGACGCUAUACAGAGCAUUCCGCUCCACCCAAAGAGUACGUCUCUUUUAUGUCCUUGUUCGAGAUGGUAUCUUUUAUUAUAGCGUCAUGCUCGGUAUCUCUGUUUCUGCAGUCGCCGUUAGCUCAAGCCUCCCUGUGCAGCGGACUGCAUUGACUGCAUUGUUCUUACCCGUUGUAAAAGCUAGUUUCUGUGUUGUCGGCAGUAGAAUAUCGCUCAACCUCCGCGAGGCAGCAAGACGAACUGUAGAUGCUUGGAAUGGCACGAGCAUUGAUACAGAUAUUGAUUGA